Messenger RNA from Malaya genurostris, 2315 nucleotides. RefSeq lists its product as uncharacterized. Gene Ontology annotation, molecular function: protein binding. The transcript is spliced from 2 exons. Bases 622 to 2253 code for a protein of 543 amino acids. The record is from RefSeq and is a predicted model, not a curated record. NCBI's taxonomy places the organism in Eukaryota, Metazoa, Arthropoda, Insecta, Diptera, Culicidae.
CUAUGUGUUAGUGCGGUUGUCAUUUUAUUUUGGAAUAACAGAGAGACGUGAAGAAGAAAAACAUAAACAAAUGACGUUUCGGGAGUUGCUUUUAUGAAAAUAUUUAGAGUUGAUUCUGUUUGCGAAAAUAUUGACAGUGAAAUGCGGUGUUUUGUUCCGGGAUGUUUCAAUCGUUUUCAUCACCUGCAUUUGAAAUGCCACCAACAGCACAAUCACUCCAUUAUCCAUAAUAACUGUAAUAGAUACCACAGUGCGAUCCGCCAAAUCCUUCCUCCAACGAAAUGAACAGAAUCGGAUGUGUGUAAAAUUUUCUAUAUUUCGACGUUACCUUGCAAGCCCUUGAAGGUAAAAUGUCCAGAUUUUCAAUAAGUGCCAAAGAUUCGCAAGGCUGCGCGACAACUGGAGUAACUUAGAAGUGAAAUCCCGAUCUGAACUAGUCGUUUGUUUAUGUUUACAUGCUUGAAUCCCGGCGCGCCAUACUUAAUUUCGUGAGAAAAUUACCAACACAACCAAACCUGUCUUACUACGCCACCAGUGUAUUUUACGUCGUGCAUCCACUGAUCGCAUGAAUUUUGUCAGUUUGCUGUCGGCAUAGUAGAUUUUUUUAUAAUAUUCCGCGAAAUGUCGAUCGAUCGAUUGCCGGCGGAAAUAUUGCAGAAAAUUUUUGAUUACCUACCUCGCGCGGAGCAGCUGCAGAAAACUCGCAUUAAUCGCCGCUGGAACCGUCUAUCACUGCGCGAAACUUACCUAAUUCUAGCAUACGGUGAACAACUGAUUAGCGAACGAUUGCUACGACGAACAACGCGGGGCUACUGUUGCUUCUCGAUCGAAUUUAGUGAGGCUUACGAGGAACUGCGGUCGAGAUUAUGCAUUUGUGCGCAGAAAUUUUCGUUGCGAAAAUUAAUACUGGACGGUAUCCAAACUUAUGCGAUGGUAAGCUUCGUUAGUGAACACGGAAGUUGGCUACGCAGUUUAGUGCAGCUCUCAGUGACAGUGUCGAACCAGAUAGACUCUAGUCAAAUCAACGUCCAGUUGGACCUGCCAAGAUUGCGUAUUCUAUCUUGGACCUACAACACUGAAGGAUGCAGCUCAGCUCUUCCAGUUUUCCGGUUGAACGCGCCAUCGCUUGAAGAUGCCUUUAUAGAGUGCCUGGAAACAGAACGAUGUCCAUUAAUACUGGAGAACACAGGGAAACUCAAGUCUCUGGGACUAUUCGUUCCGAAGUUGAUCGAGCAUUUAUGUCCAGAUGGACUAAAUUCGCUUGACUGUUUGAGAAUUUAUAAUUCAAGCAGACCGUUCGCCUGGAAUAUUGACCAGUGCAGUCUUUCUCGUCUAAAGGUGUUGGAAUUAUGCGGCUGUGUUGUGAGCGGUGUGUCGUUGUCAUUUAUAAGAAACUUCCCUCAACUGGAAACACUAGUGAUACAAACCGAGCUUAAUAAUCCAAUCAAUCUAAGCAUCAUAGCGAAUUCUUUGCCCAACCUUAAACAGUUGCGUCUCUUCGACGUCCGAUACAUCUACGAGCCGGGAAUGUUGACCUUUCCUUCACUUCAAACACUAGACAUCAACGACGUAAUGUGUGACCAUGCCGAUCAUCAGCUCGAGAUAAAUGCACCCUAUUUGAUGACACUGAAGGGAACUAAUUUGAAUCUAAUACUGCUCGAACUGACGAAAUACUCCACCGUAAAGUCUUUGAUUGUUUUUGGUCUUUAUCUUAACUUCCCGCGACCGCGUCUGUUCGAAUCCGUUAUGAUACUUUACCUUGAUGUUCCCUGCAAUACAUCAAAUGCAAUGCUGGCCAUGAAUCCGCAUACAAUACUACUCACAGAAUGUUUACACCAAUUCCCAAACCUUACCCGUCUCACGGUGGUUUUGCAUGACAAAAGAGUACCCGUCGCAAUCAGUGGAUUCCUGUUGGCAAUUAGUUUUGUAAAUCUCCGCUACCUACACUUGCGAGACUUUGAUCUGGAUUACAACUUUUUAGUGGGAAUCAAAAAAGCCAACAUUCGGACGCUCAUCCUGCAGGACGGUACCCUAAAUACUACAGCGGACAACGUACCGUUGCAUUUCUCAGAAUUACAACAUUUUUUCGUACAGAACGUCAAACUACCGAAAGACGUUACGGAGUUUCCGGUGCUGUAUCCGCCGAUGGAGAUGAUUCUCGCACUGGCCGAAAGCAAUGUUUUCAGCUCCGAGUGCUGGGAUGAAAAUGUCGUCAAGUCUCGCGAAGACUACCUCACAUAUCUGCAAUAUUAGUAGAUAUAACAGAUCUUAUAUUAAAGCAAGUUUUACGUUUUUGAAAAUAAAAAUACAAAUGA